AUGGAUGGUAGAAGGCAUUCAGUUGAUAUUCCAAUUUCCAAAACUCUUGUGGCACUGAGGAGGGUGAGGUCACUGAGGGAUCCAUCAACUAACUGCAUUAACAAGCUCUCUCCUUUGAUUGACAAUGUUCAAUGGGAAAACGGUUCCAACAAUGGCAUUUCGCUGCACUUCCUCGAAGCUUCUCAUGCAUGCGGUUCUAGUGAUAACAAUGAUGGUUUUAGAUCAAAGACUUUAGAAUUCAAGGGACAUAGAGAGCAGGAUACUGCUGAUCUUGAGCUGAAUUGUGGCCUUUUGAACUCUAAGAGGAACUAUCAUGGGAUAUCCUGCCAUGAAACAAAGCGAGACGACGAGCUAGUUUAUUCUAAUGCUUAUCAGCAAGGCAUUGUUGGGAAUAAAUCACCGAGUGAAAGCUGUAGUAGCAACUAUGGAGGUAGAGGGUUGGAUCUGGCUGGCAUGGUGCCGUCUGUUAAUCAUUUGAGGGAAGGGGAAUUGUGCUAUUUAUCUUCGCAGUUAGGGAGGGUAGAUAACUUGAAGCAAACCCGAAAGUCGCAGCGCAGGACUACAAAAGUUAAACCAUCUGAAGCAACAGUUGAUACUGUGAGCCAUGUAGGUAGUCCACACCUUUCUUUUGGUGAUGCUCUCUCAGCUCAUAGUGCUUCAGUACGAAUAACUCAAGAUGCUUUGGAUAAUCUACAUGGAUGUGGAAUAAGCUGUUGUUGGUCAAAAUCACCAAGAUUUAGAGAAUCAAAUCAUCAUUCUGAAGUAGAAGAUCUUCCUUUGUUAUUGCAGCAAGCUAAUGAGACUGAUCUUUAUGGAUACAGAAGCACAAGAAACGUAGGUGGCGGAGGUAGUCCAAAUUUGGAAACUCCAAGAAGUUUAUCAAUGAAAUUUAGGCCAAAAUCUUUUGGUGAUUUGGUGGGGCAAAAUGUGGUUGGAAGGUCACUUAUGGGGGCCAUUUCCAGUGGAAGGAUAACAUCAUUUUACCUUUUCCAUGGUCCCCGUGGUACGGGAAAGACAUCUGCGUCUAGGAUAUUUUCUGCGGCAUUGAAUUGCCUAUCCCUUGAGGUGCAAAGGCCAUGUGGUAUGUGUAAAGAGUGUAUUUCGCUCUUUUCUGGAAGAAGUAAAGAUGUUAAGGAAGUGGAUUCUUUGAGAAUUAACCAUGUAGACAAGGUUAAGUCCCUAAUUAAGAGUGCUUGUAUUCCUCCGGUUUCGUCACGCUUUAAGGUGUUCAUUAUCGAUGAGUGCCAGUUCUUGAACGGGGAAACAUGGGCUACUCUUUUGAAUAGCCUAGAUAAUGUUUCUCAAUAUGUGGUUUUUGUGAUGAUCACUCCUGAUUUGGAUAACCUUCCUCGAAGUGUGGUUUCCCGGGCUCAGAGGUAUCACUUUCCAAAGAUUAAAGAUGUUGAUAUCGCGAGCAGAUUAAAAAAAAUCUGUGUUGAAGAAGGUCUUGAUUUUGAACAAGUUGCUUUGGAUUUUAUUGCUGCUAAAUCUUGUGGUUCUCUUAGAGAUGCAGAAAUGAUGCUUGAUCAGCUGAGUUUGCUUGGUAAAAAAAUCACACUUACCUUAGCCCAUGAGCUCACUGGUGUCGUUUCAGAUGAUGAAUUGCUUGACUUGUUGGACCUGGCUUUGUCAUCUGACACUUCAAAUACAGUUAUAAGAGCCCGGGAGCUGAUGAGAUCGCGGAUAGAUCCAUUACAACUUGUAUCACAGCUUGCAAAUCUUAUUAUGGACAUUCUUGCAGGGAAGUCUGAAGUCGGUGAUUCCGAAAUCAGAAGAAGAUUCUUGAUUAGACACGUUUUAGCUGAAGCAGACAUGCAGAAAUUGAGUCAUGCGUUAAAAGUACUUUCAGAAACAGAGAAGCAAUUGAGAAUUUCAAAGAAUCAAAGAACAUGGUUCACAGCAGCGCUUCUACAAUUAAGUGCCGAAGAAUAUCCACCUGCUGAUGCAACUGAUGACAAGUUGUAUUCGAAAGGUGCUACCAAUAGAGAUGGUGAUUUCUGUAGUACUUCAUCAACAGGGGAGAGCUUGAAGAAUAUUGCUACAGGUCAAUGUGAUGAAAAGUCAUAUAGAUUAGGAUUGCAAGAGGAUCAGAAAAGAACAUUGGAUUCCAUAUGGUAUAAAGCUACAGAGAUAUGCCAAUCGAGCCGGCUCAAGGCUUUUCUCAGGAAGCAGGGAAAGUUAUCUUCGCUUUGUGUCAAUCAAGGCCUUGCAGCUGCUGAGUUGGAAUUCCACCGUCGUGACAGUGUAGCUAGAGCCGAGAAGUCGUGGAAACUGAUCGCAAGUUACCUUCAGAUCAUAUUGGGUUGCAACAUUGAGCUCAGGAUCAAUUACGUACCUUGUGCCACAGCUUCUAGGUAUGCCAGACUAAAGAGGUCAUCUUUCAAUUUCUUUAAUUGUUCCCGAAGAAUUCUACGGAAAUCGAUGCCUUCUGACGACCAAGGAAGCGAAUCAGACUAUGCUGAUCAAACUUCUGAGAAGCCUAUGAUGAAAGAUCAGACUCUAACUUGUUCCUCUGACUUUGGUUCUCGGGUGCCACUACCUGAUGUUGUAACAGCUUUGAGAAGUUGCGAAGGUAAUCUGCUAAGCUCGGGGAAAACAUUCUUGAAUAUGUCUACUCAAGAGACUCCAAGGAAUUCAUGUUCUAGAGCUGAUUCUCUUAAGGAAGAGGAAUUCAAUCAGGCCCAUUUACCUUCGUCAAACAUCGAUUUAGACUAUCAAUCUAAGUGUUUUCCUCGAACCUUCUGGCUUCAUAAGAAAUUCUAUUCAUCGCAUGCAUCGGAACAGAAGGAUUUUGUUUUCUCAAGCCACUAUGUUUAUCCCCCACAACUCUAACAACUGUGUCAAGCCACCAAGGAAAACCAAAACUAUUCAUUCAAUUUUACUCUGGAGGACCCUGCAACACUCAAGGAAGGCACGGAUAUGGUACUCAAGCAACAAAACUCGGACACCGCGACCGAGUAACUGACGAGUUUAUCACCUUGCAGCAAGAGCUUCCAUGCGUUACAUAUCUUGGAAAAUUUUGUGAGUAGCGAUACACAUUGCAAAGAGCAUAGGGUGAAGUUAACGCAACAUAAGUAGAUAGAUAGCUAAGUUUCCUAUUCAUAGGAUUGUUACAUAUCUCCUCAUCUAUUUUCUA
Messenger RNA from Arachis stenosperma, 3136 nucleotides. RefSeq names its product protein STICHEL-like 2. Bases 1 to 2832 code for a protein of 943 amino acids. The record is from RefSeq and is a predicted model, not a curated record. The transcript has 7 exons. Gene Ontology annotation, cellular component: nucleus; DNA polymerase III complex; DNA replication factor C complex. Gene Ontology annotation, molecular function: ATP binding; DNA binding; DNA-directed DNA polymerase activity. NCBI's taxonomy places the organism in Eukaryota, Viridiplantae, Streptophyta, Magnoliopsida, Fabales, Fabaceae. Gene Ontology annotation, biological process: DNA repair; DNA-templated DNA replication.